AGAAGAGGAAUGACCCACCAAUUAAAGCCCCCCCCCCCCCCCACCUCCGUACCUUAUCGAUCUCUUCUUCCCUUAUAAAUUCUCUUGGAAAGAGGCAAUUAAACUGGAGGAGAAAUUAGAAGUAUAACACUUUAUUGGAAAAAUACUUCGUAGAGAAAGAUGAGUACAAAGGGAAGAACAACCAUAGAGGUUGGAAGUGAUGGAGUGGCAAUCAUCACCAUCAUCAACCCUCCUGUCAAUUCACUUUCGCUCGAUGUACUUAAUAGCUUAAAGGAGAGUUAUGAACAUGCCUGGAGUAAGGAUGAUGUGAAAGCAAUUGUUGUUACAGGCGCAAAUGGAAAGUUUUCUGGCGGUUUUGAUAUCAGUGCACUUGGUGGAUUACAAAGAGGAAUGGUUGCAACACCAAAGCAUGGUUUUGCGUCGGUAGAGAUUCUUAGUGACACAGUAGAAGAUGCAUGCGCAUACUUGCUCAUGUGCAAUGCUCUUAAUGGGCAGUAGAGGCAAACCUCGUGAACCUCAACUUUUUUUAUUUGACUUUCAUAUGUUAGGGUUAAAGAAUUUAAAGGCCAUACCAUACACUACUCCUAGACACUAUUGAUGCACCAUCACAAUACUCCUAGAGAUUCACAACAAUAGUCGAGUUGCAGGCUUCCUCUUGGAGUAAUAGGUAAUGAAGAAUUAAAGAUGAAGAAGAGUUGGUGUUUGAUGAGUUUGAAUAUGCUCUUGAAGAAGAUUGUAAUGAAGAUGAAGUGUUUGA
Messenger RNA from Cuscuta campestris, 757 nucleotides. Lineage: Eukaryota; Viridiplantae; Streptophyta; Magnoliopsida; Solanales; Convolvulaceae. The record is from the annotation of a GenBank genome assembly.